AUGUCGACGGAUUCUGGAGUUCUUCGUCCUCCCGUCUGCCUGCUCGGGAGGGUUUCGAGGCGUCUGCCUUCUCAUCUUUCAUCUUCGUUUGCCGUUCCCUCACCCUUCGUUCUCGUCUGCGGGAACGCGAGAAGGAACUCUCGACAAAAAGACUCGUCUGUACAAGCAACAAGAGGACGUGACUUGGCCCACAUCGGCCUUGUCGCGCUUCUCACAACAGGCUCAAAAACGAACAGUCGAUCUUUCUUCGCUCUCCACAGUCCUAAAACGACUGCUGCUUCGUCGAUUUUCUCCGUGUAG
This is a messenger RNA of Toxoplasma gondii ME49, 300 nucleotides long. RefSeq lists its product as hypothetical. Bases 1 to 300 code for a protein of 99 amino acids. The transcript has 3 exons. The record is from RefSeq and is a predicted model, not a curated record. NCBI's taxonomy places the organism in Eukaryota, Apicomplexa, Conoidasida, Eucoccidiorida, Sarcocystidae.